AUGGCCCCGAUCAAUCUCUAUGCUCUGUUCAAACCCGGCGUUCUCAGAACGGAAGGCUUCGCCUACGGAAGGACCGCCUCAGAGGAGCGCCAGGGGGCGUAUGACAUUGAGCGUGUUCCUAGCGGGAGGUGGGAGGGCAUCGGAGCCUUCUCGGCCCAGCGCGGAGCACCUGAGGUGAAGCAACGUGGCGUUACAGAAGAGGAAGCCCUAAGUGGUAUAGGAACCUACGUCGGUAGCACCUUGUGCAUCGCCCGAGUUCCUCAAGGAAAACCCAAGGUCUGGAAUUACGGUGUGGUGGUCAGCUACACCUGGAAUAACCUCGGAAAGUCAGGUGUUCUACAGGUCACUUUCGCAGACGCUACCCGUGACCUGGCUUUCGGCAGUGAAGAAUUCCAGGACUUGGCUCUGGAGACCUACGCUCUUCGCCCAUGCUACCUGCGGGGAACGACGGACGUCAUGCCUGCAGAAAUGCGGGCUCUGCACAACGCUGCUCAUGACCAUUUCAAUGGUGUCGGUCAAUCUGCUCGCCGAAGCACGGCAACAGUGCUAAAGAAAAUUUCGAUGAACCCUGUGGACGAGAGUCAAAUGGUGCCGGUAUACAACCUCGAGAAUACCCAGGUUGAGUUUCUAAAGAUAGAGCACAUCCUAAAUUUUGUGUUCUAUCGCGAAGGUAAACGACGACCACCACAAGGACUUUCUGUACCGAACGCUCUCUUUGGCAUAGCCCCUCCGGGUGCGGGCAUGGGUGGAGCAAGCCCGCAAGCCAGGAGCGUAGCAGACAAUGAAAGGUUGGAACAGUUAUAUGACUCGGAUGACGACCUGGACCCUUCAGAACCGCGCCAAGACGAGCGACCCGUCGAGGGCCGUCCUAAACGGGACCGUGAGGGAUCCCCACAAAGCUCCCCAGAUGGUCAACGAGAGUCGAGACUCUUCGCCUUAAGACAACGGCUCGGGGACGACGCUGAGAUGGUUCAAGACAUUGACCAGCUGAUCGCGUUUCGCCAGGCAAACCUGAACAAAGGGAGCUCGACGUCACUGGUGAGCGCGGCAGUCAAGGAAACCAAGUCGCAGUUCAGACCAAGCGGGUGA
This is a messenger RNA of Phytophthora nicotianae INRA-310, 1089 nucleotides long. RefSeq lists its product as hypothetical. NCBI's taxonomy places the organism in Eukaryota, Oomycota, Peronosporomycetes, Peronosporales, Peronosporaceae. The transcript has a single exon. The coding region runs from base 1 to 1089 and encodes 362 amino acids. The record is from RefSeq and is a predicted model, not a curated record.